CAUGCGCCCCUGCGUCCCGUAUCUGUUUCCGCCGCUCGCCGGCGCCAUGUCGGUUUUCCACGAUGAGGUGGAGAUUGAGGACUUCGAGUACGACGAGGAGACCGAGACUUACAGCUACCCCUGCCCUUGCGGAGACCGCUUCCUCAUCACGCGGGGGGACCUGGAGAAUGGCGAGGACGUGGCCACCUGCCCUAGCUGCUCUCUCAUCCUGCGCGUCAUUUACGACCAGGAACAGUUCAUGCGUGAUGAAGUUGUUGCUGAACCUUUGGCAAACAAGGAAUUGAUUAAGUGCUGAUGAAUCCAUCAUGAACUAUUGCUGCUAUGGAAUAAGAAGGUGUGGGGAUGGCAACUGUGGAAAGAAAAGCUCCUGGAAGCGCUCGCUGCUGUGAGAUAAAAGUGCAAUAACUGGCUGUCUUCGUAAUUUGAGUGAGAAUUUGCUGGGACAUCAACACGUUGAAUGGGUUUUGUUCAGAAGGGUUAUACAUUUUAAAAAUUGUCUAGGUUGCCAUAUGUAUUCCAGAAGACUUGGGGAGUAUGAUCCUAACAGACAGGAAGUCAGUAUAUAGACUUGUGUCGAGUUGUGAAAUUGUUUAUCUAGCGAUGGCUUCUUAGCCUAUGGAGAAAAGCAGGCCAUGUGUGGGUGUGUAGCAGGGUGAAUUGGCAUAGGGAGCUGAAAUGUGGGGAGACAAAAUUUAGAAGUGCCAUGAUGCCAUACAGAAUUACAGCUUUGACAAGCGUGGUAUCACCUAGGACGUGGGCUCGCGUACUUCCCGCCUAUGCUGAAUAUGGGGAAAAAUAGGAGACCCGGAACUGACGCUCUACUACUGUAAGCACAAAGAAGAUGCAGUUGUAUUUGUAUCUGCAGUGGGUGCAACACAUGACUUGGGACAAAUUUGUUUCUUAAAUUGCAGUUGCAUUGAAACAGCUUUGGUAGGUGUUACCAAAUGACUCUCUGACAUAAUAAUGAUGUAUUUUUGUGGGUGUUGUGUGAAAUGAAACAAAAGGAGUCAGACUUUUUUUACCCCUGCAAAGCUAGUAAUGUACAAAUGGACUUGAACUUGGAAGUGGAAUGUAAUUUACCCAUAUUUUGUGAUUUGACUGUUGCAGCAACUAUAAAAUGGGCUGCAGUUCUUUGUGCCGUUUGCAGUAGUAUAUUUGCUGAAUUUCUCAGUCUUCGUUCGUUAGGUUCUGUCACUUCCUGGAUAGAUGCGCACAUUUCACUUAAAUAAUAAAAAUGAAUUUUUUAGGGUAGAAAAGAGUUGGAAGAGUGUACUCCAAAGUACAUUGAUUCCAAGACUACUUCUUGUAUUACAAACCACUGCAUUUAAAUAUUUAUUUAAAAAUUAUGGUCAUUUGUGUGCUUUAGUAGGAUUUCACAUCUGUGAAGUUAAAUUUUGGGGAAAAUACUUGUGUGGCAUUUAUUUUGCUCCAGGCACUAAAGACAAGUAAGUCUUACUGAAUUCUUGCGUUCAACUGUUUUUGUUCUUGCAACGUUCUGUGAAUGUUGAAGAUGAACAUUCUAAUUAUUUUUCUCAAAAAAAAAAAAAAAAAAGGGUGGGGGGAAACCCACACCCUUCAGUUAGAAGUUUUGAAUGCAAGAUGCACAACCCAAAGUGUUUUCAUGCCUAAACCAGAAGGUGGCACUCAUGUUACUUGGAUAAUCUGCUUCAAAAUAAUGCUGCAGUACUUUGAUUAGCUAAAUCUUAUCAAAUAUUUAUUUUGACUAUUUAAAUAAAGCUAUUUAAAACUGCA
This is a messenger RNA of Phalacrocorax carbo (great cormorant), 1752 nucleotides long. The record is from RefSeq and is a predicted model, not a curated record. Lineage: Eukaryota; Metazoa; Chordata; Aves; Suliformes; Phalacrocoracidae.